AUGACAAGAAGAUGGCGCUUAAUCGCCGGGAUCGGCUCCAUCGCCGUCGCCGGUGUGGCGGUGGCGUCGCUGGACAGAGUCAGGGAAGCUCUAGACGGCAGCCGGUCCGAGACUGAUCCCGAGGACCCGGGGACCGGGGUCGAAUCGCGCGGUCUGGGCGUGGCUGGGGACCCUUCGCUGGCGGCACGGAGCCGGGCAGGCAGCUCCCUCCAGCACGACCCCGCCGCAUCAUCCGCGUCCACGCUGCUGGCGCUGCGCUGUCUGCGUGGCUGGGCCCAGGCCUCGGUGGUGAACUGCGCGACGCUGGCACGCGCCGGCGCCGGCCCCGUGCUGCCGCGCUUCCUUGCCCUCGCCGCCGGCCAGCCGGAGCGCCAGGAGCUGUGCGGCCUGAUGAAGGACCUGGCGCGCGGCUGCCCGCCCAGCGUGCCCCUUGAAGCCGCCGGGUGGCUGCACCCGCAGCUUUGCACGGCGGCCGACGCGGCGGCGGCGGGGGAGGGUGCACUCCUGCACGCAUCGCUCACCGCCUUUGCGGCCUGUGUGAGGAGGCGGGGCCCGGGGGACGGUGUGCCGCCGGCGCUGCUCAAGGGCACCGUGCUCCCGCUCCUGCACCGCAUCUCCGCUGGAGGAAAUGAGGGCCCGCGUCGCCCUGUCGCCACGGUGGUGAGGGCGCUGGCCAUGACAGGGGCCCUGGACCCCGCCGCCCGCGACGCCUGGGCCGAGACCGUGCUGGGCUGGGCGCGGCACGCCGCGGGCGAGCCGUCGGGAGAGGCCGACGCUGCCACGCUGCGGCGGAGCGCGCGGGCCUGCCAGCCCUUCACGCUGGCGCUGGAGAGCCUGGUGGAGGCGGGGUGCAGGGCCGGGCUCUACGCCUGGCUGGCCGAGAUGGUGGUGGCCCUUUCCUUCGUCGUGCAGCCCUACGGCGAAGAGGCCCUGGCUGCUGUGAUGACCGCGCUGGCGUCGGACGAGGCGCGGCGCGCGUGGCUGCUACGCAUGGGCGUGCUGCGCGCGCUGCGCCUGGUGCUGGCGGCGCAGGAGGGCCCGCCCGCCGACGACGCGGAGGCGGGCUGGACGGCGCCCGGCCUGGCGGGGGGCGGCACGCUGACCCUGGCCCUGGCGCAGCAGGCCGCGCGCCUGCUGUCCCUGCUGGGGACGCCGCUGAUGGACGUGGUCUUCGUCCACGGCAUCCGGGGCGGCGCCUUUGCCACGUGGCGCCAGGAGGGCUCACCGCGCCCGGGCAAGGGCGCCGCGUUUGAGCACCACGCCUGCUGGCCGGCGGCCUGGCUGUCCGAGGAGCUCCCGGAGGCGCGCCUGCUGACCGUGGAGUAUGCUGCUCCUGCCAGUGGGUGGGAGGGCGAGUCGCUGCCCUUCGAGCACACCGUGGCCCAGCUGGCGGGCAUGCUCUUGGACGCCGGCGUGGGGGCGCGCCCCACGGUAUUUGUCUGCCACUCCAUGGGCGGCGUGCUGGUCAAGGAGCUCCUGGCGCAAGCCCAGGCCAAGGAGAACGGGCACGCCUGGCACAAGCUGGCUUGCAACACGCUAGGCCUGGUGAGCUACGCUGUGCCCCACUCCGGCUCGCGCCUGGCGGACCUGGGCUGGCAGCUGCGGUACGUGGGCGGCUUCCCCGCGGGCGCCGUGGCGCAUCUGAAGACCAGCGAGCUGCACCUGGAGGACGUGAACGCGGCGGUGCGUGGCAUGCACCGCCGCGGCGGCCUGGCCGUGCUGUCCUUUGGCGAGGGCAAGCCGACGCGGGUGGCCUACAUCAAGACGCUGGUGGUGCCGCUGGAGAGCGCCUAUCCGGGGUACGGCGAAUUCUUCGUGCUCCCCUCCCACGACCACAUCUCCGCCUGCAAGCCCACCGACCGCUCCGAUGCCGCCUACGCAAAGGCGCUGGACUUCCUGGGGCGCACUGUGUAUCAGACCAUGCAAACAGUCAGUAUGCAACUCCAGAAGAGCCCUGCUGUGCACGAGGAAGUAUGGCUCUACUGCUCCCCCGCCAUCCUCGAGGCCUAG
Auxenochlorella protothecoides is the source of this 2010-nucleotide messenger RNA. RefSeq names its product Protein SERAC1. The transcript is spliced from 10 exons. Bases 1 to 2010 code for a protein of 669 amino acids. NCBI's taxonomy places the organism in Eukaryota, Viridiplantae, Chlorophyta, Trebouxiophyceae, Chlorellales, Chlorellaceae. The record is from RefSeq and is a predicted model, not a curated record.